Molecule: messenger RNA, 2848 nt
Organism: Cucurbita pepo subsp. pepo (vegetable marrow)
Lineage: Eukaryota; Viridiplantae; Streptophyta; Magnoliopsida; Cucurbitales; Cucurbitaceae
Biological process (GO): regulation of defense response to fungus
Source: RefSeq, a predicted model, not a curated record
GGUUUUUCCCAUGUCGGGUUCCUCCAAAUUGCGACUGGUUCGAUGCCCCAAGUGUGAGAAUCUUCUCCCGGAGCUCGCUGAUUAUUCUGUUUAUCAGUGCGGUGGAUGUGGUACCAUUCUACGAGCGAAAAUUAGAAAUCAGGAAGAAGACUAUGUGUCUGAUAAGUCGGAUGAAGACAGGGUUGGAGGGUUGUCUACUAAAUCCACUACUUCUCCUGAAAAAGGGACGGUUGAUCUUAGUGAUGAUGCCUCUGAUGUGGAUUUAAAGGCGAGUCCUGAUUCUUUGCCUUGUGAUCUUAAGGGCUCAGAGAUGGAUAAAGUGGAAGGUGUUGAGAAGGAUCUUAACUUGAAUAUGGAUAAAAAUGGCUUGAGUGAUUUGAUGGGAACGGAACAAGUGGAUUUGAAUGUUCAGAUGAACAUGAUGAAGCUUGGAUCAGGAAGAGAAUUGGAUUGGAAAAAGGGAGAGACAGGUGAGAUGGGAGAUGGGGUUGAGAAGAAUUCAAGGGGUAAUGUGAAAAGUGUGAGGUUCUCAACUCCGAACCACGAAGAUGAUCAAACGAAUCGUCAAUUGGAGUUCAUGUCUGGUGUGCAGGAGCUUUUAACGAGUCGUGGCAAUGCCAAUGGAGCUGAUAAAGUUAAGCACCUCGAACAGGACCGACUCGAGCUUCUGAGGAAGCUGGACGAGUUGAAGGAACAACUUGGUCAGUCUUGGCCAGUCCCUGCCGAUGGUGGAAUGAAACCUCCUAAACCUUUGAAUCACUCUGGUGCUUGGCCUAUGGAUGGUUCUUCAGGAUCAAAGUAUGUUGCAGGCUCUUCAUUUUCCAACCAUUGUUCAGAACCAUUUCCUGUUGCCAAUGGAAUUGAGAUGCCUGUCCAAAGCUAUUAUCCAAACAAUACAUCUCAUUUUGGUGACCCUUUUGGAUCGCAAAUGCUUAGACGAAACUCCUGCCAGUUUUCGUGUGCGCAUCAACAGCACCCUCACCAAUAUCAUUCUGGCCAUUAUGUCGAUACCAGUUUCGAUUCGUUCAAUCACUGCCCUCCUAAUCCUCCCUUUCAUCAGCCUUCUUGCUCUUGUUUCCAGUGCCAAAAUAGAUACUCACAGGUUCCAUCCUCACUACCUGGUAGUGCUUACUUCAAUAGAAGGUUUCCUGAUGUUCCAAACAAUCCCUCACUAUAUUCUCAUGAAAACACUGCUGCUUAUGGGGCAUGUGUUAAUAAUAUUAGAACCACUAAUCCUCCCGUAAAUCUUCGUGAUCGACAAGCACAAUCACGAUGGCCAACUGACUUCAAUUCUGAGAUUGGUGGUGUCCUUGGCAAUCGUCCUCGGAGGACAGUCUUAGUGAGUGGUGGUCGUAAUUGCCAUCCAAUUGCUGGUGGUGCUCCAUUUCUAACAUGUAACAAUUGCUUUGAAAUGCUACAACUUCCUAAGAAGCUUAUGAUGGUUAAGAAUCAGCAAAGUGUUCGUUGUGGAGCUUGUUCUACGUUGAUCAAUUUUACCGUUGUCGACAAGAGACUUGUUUUCUCCAAUCAUUCACGGGGAGGUCGAUUUCCCUCAGAGGUUGAUGAUAGUGAUGAACUGGCUGCCAGAGAUUAUAAUUCAAAUUUUGGUCACUUGAACCGUACUAAUUUCUCUUCUGAUGAUUAUGAUAACAACACUCUUUACGAUUUCGAGUCACUAGAUAGAGAGCCUGUGCUACAGCCCAUCGGAACAGGUUUAAGCUCAAAUAAGCAACAAGAGAUGCCAAGUUUUCAUCCUACAUCUUCAAGCACCUCAGAGGAUGAAGACAGUCCAGAUCUUUCAACUGCUCCAAGGGAGGCUACAAACAAUUUACACAAUUUAAUCAAGACGACACGCUCUCCUCCCCUUCCCGGCUCACCGCUUCAGUCAUACUUCGAUUACUCGUCUAAUAACCAGACUGCAAACAGGUUUACCAAGGGAAAUCGAAGUAGCCGUUCAGAUCAGGAGAAUGUGAAACCAAAUAAGGUUAACUCGCGACAGAACUCUUUGAAAGAAGCAUCACUGGCAACCGAGAUGGAUGUGUCGAUGAACGACUACUCUGAUACCGUGGCGUUUCCAGAGACAAAGGAUGCAAGUAAAGAAGAUAACCAGCCAAGAGCUAGUAAAGGAGGGGAGUCUUUUUUUGCAAACAUUAUCAAGAAGAGUUUUAGAUCUAAUCAAGUCGACGAUCGGAGCAGAAGUAAUGUUUCAGUUAAUGGACAGUGUAUAUCGUAUCGUAUGGUUAAGAAAGCUGAAAAGCGCGCUGGACCGAUCCAUCCCGGAAAAUACUGGUACGAUUCCCGGGCUGGAUUCUGGGGCGUCAUGGGCGGACCUUGUCUUGGCAUAAUCCCCCCUUACAUUGAGGAAUUUGACUACCCCAUGCCAGAGAAUUGUGCAGGAGGAAAUACUGGUGUUUUUGUGAAUGGCAGAGAGCUUCACCUAAAGGAUUUGGAUUUGCUUGCUGGUAGAGGGCUGCCCACUUCAAGGGACAGAUCUUACAUUAUCGAGAUCUCUGGCCGAGUUCUCGACGAGGACACCGGUGAAGAGCUCGAAGGCCUCGGAAAACUUGCUCCAACAGUUGAGAAGGUAAAGCAUGGAUUUGGCAUGAAAGUUCCAAGAACAGCUUCUUAAUUGGGAACACAAACCUCGUAAUCAAAUCCUGUAUCUCAGUUGGUAUGUUCGCAAAGGUUUUCUUGUCUAAAUUACCAGAGCAUUGUAAUGUUUUAUAUGUUUUUGUUAGUUUAGUGUCAGUGUUUGUGUGGCAUGUCUGUGUCUGUAUUCAACUGUUGAUAAGUUCCCAAGCUUUCCACCAUUCUUUGUUCAUGGAAAAAGAAAAUUUUUGUUACUUAA